Cladophialophora psammophila CBS 110553 is the source of this 1542-nucleotide messenger RNA. RefSeq lists its product as uncharacterized. The record is from RefSeq and is a predicted model, not a curated record. The transcript is spliced from 5 exons. Gene Ontology annotation, biological process: transmembrane transport. Bases 1 to 1542 code for a protein of 513 amino acids. NCBI's taxonomy places the organism in Eukaryota, Fungi, Ascomycota, Eurotiomycetes, Chaetothyriales, Herpotrichiellaceae. Gene Ontology annotation, molecular function: transmembrane transporter activity.
AUGCCCGCGGCAGACAUCACUCAAGACAACACCGACGCUCGAGUCGACGAAACAACCGCCUUACUUGCUCCGUCAGCUGACCAACCUACUUCCCGUGAGGACGACGAUGAUGACCACGAGAAUCAAGUCGCCAAUGGCGCCAACGGCAAGGGAGAAGACAGGCCGCUGCCCAAGGAUCAAAUCCUCCUCCUCUGCUUCGCGCGCCUGGUCGAACCCGUCGCCUUCUUCUGCAUCUUUCCUUUCGUCAAUCAGAUGAUAUGGGACACUGGAGAAGUUGCUGAGACGGAUGUUGGGUUCUACAGUGGAUUGAUCGAGUCGUUGUUUUCACUGACGCAAAUGCUGCUUAUGAUUCCCUGGGGCAAAGCCGCCGACCAUUUUGGAAGAAAACCAGUUCUGGUCGGCUCGUUGGGCGGCGUGGCUGUGGCAACCGCCGUCUUCGGACUGAGCAAGACGAUAUGGCAGAUGAUCGUGUUUCGAUGCUUCGCCGGCCUCUUCGCCGGGACGAUUGUGACCAUUCGAACGAUGAUCACCGAGAACAGCACACACAAAACCCAGGCUAGAGCAUUCAGCUUCUUCGCCUUCACAGGAAACCUAGGCAUCUUUCUCGGUCCCUUGCUCGGAGGCGCGCUCGCUAGUCCAGCGACGGAAUAUCCGUCUGUGUUUGGACACAUCAAGUUCUUCCGCGAGUACCCAUAUGCACUACCCACGUUUGUGACAGGCUCAAUCGGCCUGGUGGCAACGGUCACCAGCGCAAUGGGUGUCAAAGAAACACUCGUGCGCUCCCCGAAGAAGGCGUCUAGCGACUCCGGAAAAGAAAUGUCUAUCCUAACCCUCCUCCGCUCCCCGAACGUGCCGAUAACUCUGUACAUCUACGCGCACAUCAUGCUUCUGGCCUUCUCCUAUACGGCCAUCAUCCCAGUGUUUUUCUUCACUCCGGUUCACCUAGGCGGGUUUGGCUUCUCGCCCUUCCUCAUCUCGCUCUUCAUGGGUCUUGGCGGCCUGUCCCAGUCGCUCUGGCUGCUCAUCGCAUUCCCAUGGCUCCAGGCCCGCUGGGGCACGAAGAGGGUCAUGGUCCUCUGCGCGACCGCCUACCCCUUCUUCUUCGCCUUAUACCCCGUCUGCAACCUGCUGCUGCGGUACCGCGUGAUGGCGGCGUUCUGGACCGUGGCCCCCAUCUCCCUCACCAUUGGAUCCGGCGUCGCCAUGUCCUUCACCGCCAUCCAGCUCGUCUUAAACGACGUCUCCCCCGGCCCCGAGGUGCUCGGAACCCUCAACGCCGUGGCGCUGACGCUGGUGAGCGGGAUAAGGGCCUUCUCUCCCGCGCUGUUUGCCAGUCUGUUCGCGGCGAGCGUGCGGAGCCGCGUGCUCGGCGGCCAUGUGAUUUGGAUCUUGAUGGUGCUGUUGGCGCUAGGCUUUACGGUUAUCAGCCGCUGGAUCCCCGAGCCGGGAAAAGAGGAGCAAGAGAGAAGGAAGCAUGUAGUUGGGCACGGGAAUGGGAAUGUUCAUGGCAAUGGGAUCGUCAACGCAGCAGCGGAGGAGUGA